CAAAUUCACUGCAAAGAAAUGGCAGAAGCAGAAGCGAGUCAGUUUGUGGAUCAGUUUAGCUGUUCAGUCUGUUUAGAUAGAUUGAAGGAGCCUGUGACGAUUCCCUGUGGACACAGUUACUGUAUGAACUGUAUUACUGUCUGCUGGGACCAGAAAGAGCAGGGGCCGCCGUACCGCUGUCCCCAAUGCAGAGAGAGCUUCAGUCAGAAACCUCUACUGAAGAAAAACACCCUCAUAGCUGAGAUGAUGGAGACACUGCAGAAGACGUCCCUACAAACGGCUGCUGUGGACUGUGAUGUCUGCACUACAGAGAAGAACAGAGCUGUAAAAACCUGUCUGCAGUGCUUGGCCUCCUUUUGUCAAACUCAUCUUCAGCCUCACUAUGAAUCUCCUGCGUUUAUGAAGCACAAACUAGUCGAAGCCUCCAGAAACAUUCAGGAGAACAUCUGCCUCAGUCAUGGGAAACUUCUGGAGAUUUACUGUCAGGAUGACCGUCAGUGCAUUUGCUGUUUGUGUACUGAUAAUCAUAAAGGACACAGUGUGGUGUCUGUGGAUUCAGAAGGUACUAGUAAAAAGGAAGAGUUGAAGGAGAUAAAGGAGAUGUGCCACAAACUGAUCGAGGAGCGAGAGAGAAGUCAGCGGAAACUCAGUGAAGCUGUGAAGCUUCUUAAAAGUUCAGCACUAGAGACCAUGGAGGACGUUGAAAAGAUCUUCACUGAGCUCAUCUGCUCUCUUGAGAAGAAACGCUCUGAGAUUAAAGAGCAGAUCAGAGCUCAGGAGAAGACUGAGAUAGAUCGAGCAGAGGAACUUCACAAACAUCUGGAUCAAGAACUGACAGAACUCAGAAAAAGACAAGCUGAGAUUGAAAAACUUCUAAUUGUUGAUGAUCAGGUCAAUUUUCUAAAGAACUGCCAGUCUGUGUGUGUUUUACCCACAUUUGAAAACGUUCCCAUCACUCAACACACUCAUCUGUUUUUUAAAGAUGUUUCAAUCUCAAUAUUUAAGGAGGUUUUGGAGGACGUCUGUCAACAGCAAACAGCUAAAAUAUCACAAGAAGUGUCAAAAGUCCGUGUUGCCAAGACCCAAAAUGAUUUUUUGCAGUAUUUUUGUGACCUUCACCUGGAUCCAAACACUGCACACAAUGUCCUCAAACUGUCUGAGGACAACAGGAAAGUAUCAUUUACAUAUAAAAACUACCAAUAUCCUGAUCACCCAGAGCGAUUUGAAAGAUAUGCAAAUGUCAUGUGUCAAGAGGGUUUGUGUGGUCGCUGUUACUGGGAGGUCGAGUGCAGUGGGAAGCAAUGGGCUGUAGCAGUUUGUUACAAAGGAAUUGGACGUAAAGGAAAAAGUGAUGACUGUAGACUUGGUGGCAACAAAAAGUCCUGGAGAUUCAGCUGCUAUCUACAAAAUUUCAGUUUCAUACAUGACAAAAAGCAAGUCUCAAUCCCUGGUGUCUGCUCCUCUAGAAUAGGAGUGUAUCUGGAUCACAGUGCAGGAACUCUGUCCUUCUACAGCGUCUCUGACAAAAUGACUCUCCUUCACAGAGUCCAGACUACUUUCACUGAACCCUUAUACCCUGCAUUUUCUGCUGGAAGUAUCUCCUCUGUUAGGAUCAUUGAGGAGCAAAAUUUAAAAAUAUAAUUUAUCAAUCAGAAAAUGUUACAAGAAAAAUG
Labeo rohita (rohu) is the source of this 1673-nucleotide messenger RNA. RefSeq names its product E3 ubiquitin/ISG15 ligase TRIM25. The transcript has 6 exons. Gene Ontology annotation, molecular function: zinc ion binding; protein binding. NCBI's taxonomy places the organism in Eukaryota, Metazoa, Chordata, Actinopteri, Cypriniformes, Cyprinidae. Bases 19 to 1641 code for a protein of 540 amino acids. The record is from RefSeq and is a predicted model, not a curated record.